Molecule: messenger RNA, 6218 nt
Organism: Archocentrus centrarchus (flier cichlid)
Lineage: Eukaryota; Metazoa; Chordata; Actinopteri; Cichliformes; Cichlidae
Gene: ankle1
Product: serine-rich adhesin for platelets
Exons: 9
Coding region: 320-3817 (1165 amino acids)
Biological process (GO): double-strand break repair via homologous recombination; resolution of meiotic recombination intermediates
Cellular component (GO): nucleoplasm; cytoplasm
Molecular function (GO): DNA endonuclease activity; protein binding
Source: RefSeq, a predicted model, not a curated record
UCUGAAAACAAUCCUGCGCAGCUUCAUCGAAAAGUAAAACAAAGACAAAUGUGGAUAGACCGUCAUUAAAUGCUUUAGUCUGAGAACGCUCCUCCGAGUGUCUAGGUUGCUUAAAAAAGCCCAUGAACGUAUUACCGGCUUAUUGUACAGGAAAACGUGGUUUAAUGUGCGCAAGCGAUAGCUGGAUUUUUGCAGCUUGCUGGUCGCUGUUAGCUCUGCUAGCUAAUGUAAACCUCAAUCAAGAGUUAUACGUAGUUUGCCGUACGGUUCUCGGAAGAUGUGCAUAGUUUAGACAGCUUACAAACAAAUAACUUUGGCCAUGGAUCAACAUAAGAAGAGGCUGGGGAGUCAGCUGUGUAAAGCAGUGAACGAAGGAGAGCCUAGGGCUGUGCAGCAACUCCUUUUACAAGGUGCAAACCCCAAUAUGGUGUGUGCUAAAGGGGUGGCCGCAGUACACUUAGCGGUUGGCAAAGAAACUGAGAAGAAUACACGAUGCUUGAAAAUGUUGCUGCAAUAUGGAGCUGACCCCAAUAUAAGGUCAUCAGAGGGCCUCACUCCUCUUCAUGUUGCUGCACUGUGGGGAUGUUUUCAAAAUCUCAAGCUGCUCUUGGUGAAUGGAGGGAACCCAAAUAUCAAGGAUAAUGAAGGAAACACACCAGGGCAGCUUGCAGAGCAACAGGAAAAUCGAAAAUGUGCCCAUCUCCUUCAGGAAUACCAGGCUAGACCAACAGACCCUGAGGACGAUGACAUCCCUCAGUUCCAAUACUCUCUUUUCUCAGACCAGACAGACAUGUCCAGUUAUCCUGCAUCAGACUACAGCUUCAGUUCCCAAACAUCCAUAAUAAGUGACUUUGGAGAAGACCCAUUGAGCAGCACAAGACGCUCAUCAUUUUUUAACCUGUCUAACAUUAAUGGAAGACCAGGUUGUAGAGAUUUAUCAUAUCACAAACUGUCUUAUCCGUCCAUACUUUCAAGCACUCGAAUCUCUACAGUGGAGCCUACAGCUGCAGUAUUAAAUCCUAAAGAAGAUGACAUUUGUACCGAUGAUUCCACGUCAGAAAGCAACAUGUGUGCUGCUGCACCUGAUGGCAUAAUCCCACCUUCUUCUUCCUUCCCUCCAGUUUCCUCCAUUCGAGCAAGUCGGAAGAGCGUGAGCUUCAGCGAUGAUGUAGAUGAAUAUUACCCUGUUUUCAGUCCUGAAUCUCCCCAACAGAAUCCUGCUGUUGAUGGCAGCCAGUGCAGCUUACCUUUUGACAUGUCUGAGUGGCCUGAUUUCCUGGAUUCAGAACGCAUGGCUACUGUCUUAGACAAGCAGGGCAUUGAUGUCACAUCACCAGAUCAUGUUUAUGUUUUCUGUAGGGAAAGUAGUGAAAGCACAGAAGAGGACUUUGAGAAAACAGUCCUCGUUCACUGUGCUUUGGAAGAAAGUGAUGAUGAACAGAAGGUGGAGAAUGUAAAAGAUGAUCAGGGGAAUACUUCUGAAAAGGAAGUACACUUCCACGUUGGCAGCAGCAGCAGUGGGACUAGUAGUAGUCAUUAUAGUAGUUGUGAGAGUGACCAUUACACCAGUGCUCUGGAUACCUCUGUAAACUCUAAACAUCUUUCACUCAGUGCAGCAGAUAAGGUUUCUGUUAAGGCUGCAUUUGACAAAAGGACUCAGAUUUCUACAAAUUCAGAUUGUGAAAUUACAAAGCACGAUGGGAAGCUUUUGUACCUUCAGACUAAACCUAAUACAGACUCAAAACCUCAAGCUGUAGAACAAUUAUCAGGUAUACUCGAUAAACUGACCUUGUCUGAAGUAAAACAUCCAAAUAAUGACAUCUUUGAGGCUUGUAGUGGUAAUGAUGUAGAAAAUUCAAAUCAAGGAAUUGUUGUCCAUCCCGUGGCAGACACUGGAUUUGUUGCAGUCGCAGCUUUAGAAGAAAAAAAUGAUCAUCCAUUCACACCCAGUCCUUUCGUAACAGGCAGGACACGCUCAAGAAUGAGUCGUUGCUCACUGAGAACAAGCAAAACCCCCGAGAGCCUCUUCUUCGCAUCUUCUCUGUUUGAAGAUACCCUGCCUACACCAGUUCGAACACGCCGCCAGACUCCCAGGUCUCCGAGCAGUGACAAGUUUUACAACUCACCACACGCACCAUCCAAGGCACCAUGCUAUUCAGGGGGACACACAGAAGGAGAGUCCUUGCCUGUGGAUUGCCAAGAGACACAGUCCAGUACUCUUAGAGGCUCAAGUGUUAGCAACAGCCAAGCUGAUACGCUUAUCCUCUCUACAAGUGCAACAGACUCUGCUGUUCGGUCACAGACUUUGUGUGACACAAUUGUACUGGAGAACAAUAAUGAUAAUUCAGUCGAUGCUUAUGGAAGAAACCUUGCAGAAAUUGCUCUUGCUAUGCAGGAACAGAACUGUAAUCUCACUGAAGGUCGGGAAUUUCUGACUGACGAUCUGACAAGUUCAGAUGAGACGACUGCAAGGGGAAAUGUAAACGAUGCCAGUCAUGAGGACCAGAUAGAAAGCCUAAAAAAUGAAGACCUCUGGAUCACAGACGACUUUACCUCUCAGACAGACUCUGCUUCGUCAUCAUCCACCUCCAGCUAUUGUUCUCCAAGGAGAUCCAGGGAAGACUCUGAUUUUCCUUGCACCCCAGGUACCGGAUGCACCCCAAGGUACAGCAUGAGCAGGCUUUCAAGCUGCCAUAGGCCACAGCACCUGGCUAACUUGUCUUACACCCCUGGAGGACGUCCACACAUUCAGGAUGUGGAUGAGCCAGUGGAGUACCUCUACACAGAUACCGAACAAGGUCACAAACUAAUUGAGACUCAUGUCCCACCUACAGUAGACACCUCACUCAGUUCCAGCAUGAGCACUACAAGCAGUGAGGAGACCAUAAUUUAUGACUGGCGUUCUUUGGAGAGUGACAUGUUGAGCAGCAACGGAAAAGAGAAUCAGAAACCCCAGAUGGUGGUACAGAAAGAGGAAAAUGAGGAGUGUGUGGAAAGCUUGUUGCCAGAAAUCAGAGGGCUCACUGACAAGGAGCUCAGAUUGAGGCUGGUGGAGCUGGGGGAGAGUCCUGGUCCCAUCAGCAGUCGUACAAGGCCCACCUACAUGCGAAGACUGUGCCGCCUGGUACAGGAGACAAAUUGCCAGUCAUAUCAUCACCAGAAGAAGUUAGACCAACCACAAACGGCUGUAGGUUAUAGCCAAGAACUGUGUAAGGUCCUGCAGACGUUUAAUCUUCCUGAUUGCCAGGCUGACGAGCAGGCUUUGUGCCAGCAGUUUGACCAACCAGAUCAGAACAGGAAGUGGAGAGAGGGCAUAAUCAAGUCCAGCUUCAACUACCUGCUGCUUGACCCAAGAGUGACAAAAAACCUCCCCUUCCGCAGUCACACCAUGACCCCAAAGGAGUGUUUCCAGACUUUUAUCCGUGCUAUAUUUUAUGUUGGCAAAGGCAAACGCUCCCGCCCCUAUAGUCACCUCUAUGAAGCAUUGGAAUACUAUAAAGGUGACAAAACCUCCAAGAAACUGUGCCCCAAAGUCCAGCACAUCCUUCAGGUGUGGAAUGCUGAACAGGGUGUGGUCUCUCUGCACUGUUUCCAGAAUGUUAUUCCAGUGGAGGCUUACACAAGAGAGGCCUGCAUGGUGGAGGUGCUCGGGUUGAAGAUGCUGACCAAUCAGAAAAGAGGAGAUUUCUAUGGCAUAGUGUCCAACUGGCACACGAAGAGGAAACGGGAGCUCGGCAUCCACCUGCUCUACCGCGCCAUGCAGAUCUUCCUGGCUGAGGGUGAAAGGCAGCUUAGACCAGCUGACAUCAGACAGUAAAGACACUCACUGGCAGAGGGUAUGAAGAGCUAAACGUCAGUGCAGAAAUGGGGAUAUACCACUACUUCAGAACACAGAGCAAUCCUUGAUAUUACAGUAAUUGAUAAAUGUCUUUAAAAUUUAGAGCUCUGGAACUGUUAUCAGAAUCAAUUUUUUUUUUUUUUGCUCCUAAAUUAACCCUGAUCCCCAGACUCAGCAAUUUGCAGUUUGACAAAUGUGACAUUAGUGCUCGGUCAUAUCAGCUUAAAUCUAUAUCAUGUUCAUCUUUUUAUAUUCUUCGCAUAUUUUGCACUGUGCCAUAAGCUGAGAAAAAUGGAUUUGAACCCCAGUCAGCAAAUAUCUUAUAUUCUGCUGUACAAACUGAUUUUAACUUGGCUUUUUAGUCACCCAUCCACACACAAUUCAUCAUUUUUAGUUGAGGUCAUUUUGCUUGUUUUAUUUUAAAGAGUGUUUGAGGAUUUCACUUUUGAAAAUGUGUGUUUUGCAUUCAUUUCUUUUUGCAAGAGCUGUUUCCUCAGCAUACAUUGUUCGGUCUGCCCAGAUGCAGUUAAAAUAAUGGAGCAAUAUAUUUACAUUCCUUUAAAAAAUACAAAUAAAAACCUGAUCAUUAAAAGCAGAACUUUCAAAAGUUAACAUAAUCCACCAUUAAGAGAAUCCCUUUGAAUCGCUGACUUAAAUCCUUUAAUGAUAGGUUUCACAGAAACUCAGUGUGUGUUAAAAUGUGACUGUCAUUUGUAAAUAUAGCAUUUCAUUUAUUGUGAAAAAAAAGUUAUAAAACUGCUGAUAUUAACAUGCCCAGUAGUGUACAUUGAUAUAGUGUAGUGUUGAUAUAAUCAGAAGUAGAAGCAGGACGCUUUAGCUUUACGGGUCAGCUACAGUCAAACAGCCAUAAGCUGUGAAUUAUUGGAAAUUAAUAAAAUAAAAAAAUAAACAAUUAAUAAAAGGCAUGCAGCUUUGAAGGGAAUCACUGAAAUUUUUUUCCACUAUGGACACUACAGAAUGGUUGUUACAGUUACCAUCUGUUGCAGUUUAACCCUGUAAACCUCUGUAAAUGUCAAAUAAGACAGCAACGAUUUGGACAUUAUGUUGGAAUAAUGAAAAAGAUGGUCGUGUUCCACAUCAGAUGGUUAACAUUUUAUUGAAAACAAGUCCACACGAAUAAGUGAAAGUUUACUGAAGAUCAGUUCAUUUGUACUUUUAAAUCUGACAUAAAAUUGAGUAAAAUGUAUCAAAAUGAUGUCAUUUACUGUCGCAGACAUUACAGUCUGCAACAUGCUGCAAAAAGCUUUCCACAAGACUGUAACAUAGUUUAUCCGUAUGCCUGCAGCAAUAUCAUAUGUAUGGGAUAUAUGGAAGUUAUGAAUAAGUAUGGUAUUUUUUCUUGUCACUCAAGUUAUGAACUGUUAUGGACAUAACAUCAAGUGUCCUUCAUACAUAUAUGCUCUGAAUAAUAUAUAAUAAAGAUAAAUAUUACAACAAAUAAUUAAAAAAAUGUAUAUAAAAAUUGGUAACAAAAAACCUGAAUGCUCAUAGAGUUAAAGAGAAAAAAGUUAGUGUGGAUUUGUGAAAAAUGGCUGCAGAGCAGGUAAAAAUGCCUUACCUGUCACCCUUCAGUCUGCAAAAUAAGCAGAAAUAGCAGCGUUAACUUUUUAUCUUUUUUGAAUAUUAAAACUGAAAAAGCAUUAAACAUGUAGCAUUUAAAAACUGUUAUUAGAGGAAAUGCAAAUGUGUUGCAUCAUAAUUUGGAGGUAUUUACAUUCAUAGAUCAAAAAAACAAUUUAUGUUCACUGAUUGCAAUCAAAACCUGAUGAACUUCAUCACUAGCACCAUCUUCAUAUCAUCAACACAAACUCAUAAAAUAUUAUUUACUGUAAAAUUAUAUUGCGUUACACAGGUUAAACCCUGUUUUGCCACUUGAGUGUGGCUGACCCGUUUCAGGAAGUGCACAGAUGUUUUAGCUUGUAGGAAGUAUAUCAGCACUUAAGAUGUAAAGCUCAGCGGACUUUGAGUUAGUAGCAGGAUUUUAUGUUGUAGCCACGAUAUUGAGAAUGCCGGCUGGAUCUCUGGGGCUGAAGCUGUUAUUUGGUUCUGUGAUCCAGAUAAUUUAAUCAUCUCAUAAAAUAUGUGAAAAAUGGAGACUUGUUGGUCAAAGUAGUGAAAUCAUUUCAGUAUCACAGUGGCAUUGCUUUAUAUGACAGAAGGACAUUAAUUUUAACAGCUGCAUUUUAGAAAAAUAGAUUUUUACCCUCCAAAUCCCCCCAAUCAAGGUUCAAUAUUGCAAUGGGAGAAUAAAGCACUGGAUAUAUAAGAGCAUUAACUUUUAAUUUUUAUACUAGUGGAAUAUGAACAAAACUCAACAAUUUUAAACAUGUAACAGCCCAGAAAUGUAUGUAGAGACAUA